AUGGACCUUUCAGUCUUGCCAAAUAACAACCAUCCUGACAAAUUUCUGCAGUUAGAUGUAAAAGCAUUAGGUACAAAUCCUGGUUUAAGCCAAUUUGGUUUUACAGGUCUCUCUGGAGCAGCUCUGAGUGGUCGUCAGUGGCACAAUCGAGUCUAUUCAUCAACUAAAGACCAAGAUGCGUCAGAGAAGUUCAGCUUACGGUUGUAUGGCGAUGGCCCUGUUCUCAUUGAUAAUGUGCUCAGCAAACAUAUCACUCCUCAAACCUUGAAGUCCACCAUCAAGAGGAAUCCCUUGUAUGCAGACAUAAGGACAGAAAACAGCUGGCAACUGAACAAAGCUCAUCCAUCAUGGACAAUUCAGGAUUAUGACAGACAGUCAGAACAAACAAAUCUAGCUGAUCAUUUAAGCAAGGAUCCAAAUGACCUGAAAUUUUGGUUGGAAGACAUUUAUACACCAGGGUAUGAUUCUUUACUGAAGAAGAAAGAGUCUGAACUGAAAAGAGCCAAGUGUUGUAAGCUAAUAACACUGUUCAUAUUAGCAGCCUGCACUUUAAUUACUGUAAUUACAAUAUUAAUAGUUUUUAUUGGAUAUUAA
Molecule: messenger RNA, 594 nt
Organism: Hemiscyllium ocellatum (epaulette shark)
Lineage: Eukaryota; Metazoa; Chordata; Chondrichthyes; Orectolobiformes; Hemiscylliidae
Product: major intrinsically disordered NOTCH2-binding receptor 1-like
Exons: 3
Coding region: 1-594 (197 amino acids)
Source: RefSeq, a predicted model, not a curated record